AUGUUCACCUUUGUUUUUCUAUAUUUGCUCCUGAACAUUCCACUUCUGGUGGCCAGUUUCCUUCAUCCUAGGUGCUCUUGGAAAAUGAAGCAGGAUGAAUACAAGGGUGGGGACUUAGUGACAGAUUGUGUCUUCGCCCUUGGUGCAGUGCAGUGGCCAGUGAACACAGAGUAUUUCAACCAUGUGUUGAAUAUGCAAACACCAACUGAAAACAAUCAACUUGCACUGGCCUUAGCUUUUUCUGUGGAUGAAGUCAACAAGAACCCUGAUAUUUUACCAAAUAUAUCGUUAGCAUUUAAGUUCCCAGAAGGAGGUUGUAAGAAUGUGUCAAAGUUGUACAGUCUCACUCACUUAUCGGAAGAAGACCAUGAUAACGUCCCUAAUUAUAUCUGUGAUGAGACGACCAUGUGUAUAUUGGUGCUUACAGGACAAAACUGGGCAAUAUCUAUGAUGGCUGGAACUUUCCUGGAACUCUACAAAUCUCAGCAGGUACUUCAGCUUACAUAUGGACCUUUCCAUCCCAUUCUGAAUGAUCAUCAACAAUUUCCCUAUCUGUACCAGAUGGCACCCAGGGACAUGUAUCUAGCCCUGUCCAUGGUCUCUUUGAUACUUCACUUCAACUGGAACUGGGUUGGGCUGGCCAUCUCAGAUGAUGAUCGUGGUACACAAUUUCUCUCAAAUUUGAGAAGAGAGAUGGAAAAACAUAUAGUGUGCCUUGCCUUUGUGAACAUCAUUCCACUCAGCACACAUUUAUACAUGUCAAGAGCUGAAGUGUAUUACAACAAAAUCAUGACAUCAUCCACAAAUGUUGUUAUCAUUUAUGGUGAUACAGACAGUAGUCUACUUGUGAGCUUUAGAAUGUGGAAAUCUCUAGGUAUACAGAGAAUAUGGGUCACCACCUCACAAUGGGAUGUGUCUACAAGAAAGGGAGACUUCACACUUGACUUAUUCCAUGGAAUUCUAGCCUUUGCACAACAUCAUGCUGAUAUUUCUGGGUUUAAAAAUUUUGUUCAGACAUUGAACCCUCUCAAAUACACAGAUAAAUACCUUGCAAGUCUGGAGUGGAUGAACUUUAACUGUGAAGUCUCAGCUUCUAAGUGUAAGACACUGAAGACCUGCUCAUCCAAUACCUCAUUAGAAUGGCUAUUGGAAGGGACUUUUGACAUGGCCUUUAGUGAUGGCAGUUAUGACAUAUAUAAUGCUGUGUAUGCUGUGGCCCAUGCUGCCCAUGAGAUGCUUCUCCAGCAAGUAUAUAAUCUAACAAUGGACAAUAGGAAAAGACCCAAUUCUAAUUGCUUGAAACUGCACUCCUUUAUGAGGAAGACACAAUUCACUAAUCCUGUUGGGGACAGAGUGAAUAUGAACCAGAAGGACAAACUUCAGGAAGAGUAUGACAUUUUCCAGAUUUGGGAUUUCCCACAGGGUCUUGGAUUUAAGGUGAAGAUAGGAAAGUUCAGUCCGUAUUUUCCACAUGGUCAACAGCUCCACUUAUAUGAAGACAUGAUAGAGUGGACCACAGGAAAUGGACAGAUGCCGUCCUCUGUGUGCAGUGCUGAUUGUGGUUCUGGAUCCAGAAAAUUCCGGCAGGAGGGAAUGGCAGCCUGCUGUUUUGAUUGCAGUCCCUGCCCAGAAAAUGAAAUUUCUAAUGAGACAAAUGUCGAUCAGUGUGUGAAGUGCCCAGAGGACCAGUUUGCCAACAGAGAGCAGAACCAGUGCAUUUACAAAGAGGUGACAUUUCUCAGCUAUGAAGACCCUUUGGGGAUGGCUCUUGCCUUAAUGUCCUUGUUAUUCUCUGCAUUCACAGCUCUGGUUCUUGGAGUCUUUGUCAAGCACCAUGACACUCCCAUUGUGAAGGCCAAUAACCGGAAGCUCAGUUACAUCCUGCUCAUCUCACUCUUCUUUUGUUCCCUCUGCCCCUUGCUCUUCAUUGGCCGUCCAAACUCAGCUACAUGCAUCUUGCAGCAAAUCACAUUUGGAGUUGUGUUCACUGUGGCUGUUUCCACUGUGUUGGCCAAAACAGUUACUGUGCUUCUGGCCUUCAAAGUCACAGCCCCUGGAAGAAGAAUGAGAUACUUCCUAAUUUCAGGGGCAUCUAACUACAUCAUUGCCAUCUGUACUCUCAUCCAAGUUAUCAUCUGUUCAGUCUGGCUGGGAGCUUCUCCUCCCUCUAUUAACAUUGAUGCACACUCUGAGCAUGGCCACAUCAUCAUUGUGUGCAGCAAAGGUUCAGUCACUGCCUUCUACUUUGUCCUGGGAUACCUGGCCUGCUUGGCUCAGGGGAGCUUCAUUUUGGCUUUCUUGUCCAGGAAUCUGCCUAACACAUUCAAUGAAUCCAAGUACUUGACGUUCAGCAUGCUGUUGUUCUGCUGUGUCUGGGUCACUUUCCUCCCUGUGUACCAUAGUACCCAGGGUAAGGUCAUGGUAGCUGUGGAAAUUUUCUCCAUCUUGGCCUCCGGUGCUGGGAUGCUGGGAUGCAUCUUUGUUCCCAAGUGCUACAUAAUUUUUUGCUCUCCGGAGUGA
This is a messenger RNA of Phodopus roborovskii (desert hamster), 2520 nucleotides long. Its product is annotated as vomeronasal type-2 receptor 116. The transcript is spliced from 8 exons. The coding region runs from base 1 to 2520 and encodes 839 amino acids. The record is from RefSeq and is a predicted model, not a curated record. Gene Ontology annotation, biological process: G protein-coupled receptor signaling pathway. Lineage: Eukaryota; Metazoa; Chordata; Mammalia; Rodentia; Cricetidae. Gene Ontology annotation, molecular function: G protein-coupled receptor activity. Gene Ontology annotation, cellular component: membrane.